This is a messenger RNA of Colletotrichum acutatum, 1776 nucleotides long. RefSeq lists its product as uncharacterized. The coding region runs from base 1 to 1776 and encodes 591 amino acids. The transcript is spliced from 2 exons. NCBI's taxonomy places the organism in Eukaryota, Fungi, Ascomycota, Sordariomycetes, Glomerellales, Glomerellaceae. The record is from RefSeq and is a predicted model, not a curated record.
AUGGAACAACUGCCCGCGGCUUGUCUCCGUCCACGCAGCAAGACCAACGUAGUCAGCGUUAUUACUCGCGGUUUGAUGAAGAUCAGCGAGAAGUAUAACCCUUCGUUCACACCGCCGGCCGCAGUCCUUUGCUCAAGCCAUCGUGGCCUGAAUCCUUGGACAAUUCACGCCCUUUUUGCACUGGUCCUGAAAGAGAUCACAUUGGAAACGGCCAGCUUGCGACAUGACCGACAACGCGAUAGAGGUCCGGAAUGUACACCCUUGAUACAAGAAUUCGUUCGUCGUCUGGAUGGUAUCCAGGCCUUGUGGAUGGACACGUACAACUUCGAACUCCUUCAUGGUCGCCAGCCGAAAGUGCUAAGCCAUGUAAAUUCACAUUGUGAGGCGUGCAUCUUGUCAGCACUCGGAUCUCGUCCCUCUUUCCUUGGCGACCUUCGUGCUAAUCUCAUUGCCCGGACUAAGAGAACGUCGCCAUGCCUGCAAAGGAUCGUGGACGCGUGGAUUAACGAGUUCCCUGAGGCUGCACAAAGAGAAGUCUUCAAAAGAAGCGCAAACUUAGCCGAGGAAAUUCGGGCUAUGCUUAAAGAUGUCAAGGCAGCGCGACACCAGAGGCGCGAGGCGAAAAUGCACCAAAAGCAAGCCAGAGGUUCGGAGAAUGCCAGCAGUGGUAUCAGGAAGACAUCCAGACGCGAUACUCCGCGCUCAAUUCCGGACGAGCAAUCGACCGCAAGUGGGCGACCUUCCACGACACUGAGCGAGGACCCAUUUGCUGACCCAGAUGACGAAAAUCCCGACACUGAGAACCGGCCGUGGGAAGAUGCCGUCGGGCACUAUUACGAGCGGCUGGCCCGCCAGAACGGACACAAGGGUGCUUUCGACCGAUCAUCCCUACACCCGGCCUUUGGCGGCCCGGCGCCUCAAUCCGAUGCCCAGUUCCGCCGAGACUUUGGCACGGGAAAAGAGGUGGAUCGGAAAGAACAAGGGGCACUUUGGGAUGACGCUGUUGCUAAUAGUCCCGCUAGGAGCGAACAGCGUUUACGCGCAUCUGACUUUCCCCCCUCGAUGAUCCAAGACGAUGCCCGACGACGUGAUCGGUUCCGACAUGUAGACUCUACGGACUCCGAGCCGCGCACUCCUCGACCUGCCACGCCUCCCGCCGCUACCCUCGCACCGCCGUUCCGUGGGUACGGCACCGCAGCGCCGAGCAGCCCGUCGUAUACGGACGCCAGCGUGUACUCGAACAGCGAGCCGGCCCAGCCUCACCCCACGACCGGGUCGCUCGCUUCCAUCGUCACGGCCUGGCCCGACGUUACGUCUCGCUCGUCUUCCGCCCGUAGACCCCGUGGGCCCCGUCCGGGCGGGCUCGACCGCCGCGCCACGGAUUCGAAAUUUACUCCCCCUCGUGGGUUCGAGAUGUCCCCCACAGAAGCAGCAUGGUAUCUAGCCGAGGAAGAGGGGGUAGCUCGCCUAGAGGAGAUGGGACGUAUCGGCCGGCCGAGUUUCAAGAACCACGUUGACUUUGGUGCUGCUGCUGCUGCUGCGUCGGAGGCCGAAUCGGAGUGCGAGACUGGGUUGAGAACACCAACGGCGAAUUCCACGCAAGCUGGGACUUGGGCUCCGUCGUCUCGUGAUCGGCCUGUGCGAGAUGUGUCGCCUCUAGGUGGUGAUGACGAUGAUGCGCGCAGCGUGGCGGCGGUGGGGGGACGGCCGCCUCUGAGUGAGGCGUCGACGAUUUAUCCUGACGACUCGUAUAGUUUUGCGAAUUUCCGGCGAUGA